This is a messenger RNA of Adineta steineri, 1515 nucleotides long. Lineage: Eukaryota; Metazoa; Rotifera; Eurotatoria; Adinetida; Adinetidae. The record is from the annotation of a GenBank genome assembly.
AUGGGUCUUGGAACAUCGAGAAAUAAUAAUGAUGGACCAGUAUUUGAAGUUCAUGGUCGUCUUUAUCGUAUUUUAGAUACUAUUGGUCAAGGUAGUGAAGCCACCGUAUAUAAAUGUGAAGAUCAAAGUGCUAUGCAAUAUGCUGUUAAAGUUUUCUAUUUUUCACGUUAUCCUCCACACGAUUUAAAGAGACGUAUUGGAAAUUUUAAUAAAGAAGGACGUAUGUUAAGAUAUAUGUCUGGACGUUCACGUCAUUUUAUUUCUUUAAUCGAUUUUGAAUAUAAACCUCAAGAAAAUGUUGGUUAUAUGAUUAUGGAAUUAGGAGAUGGUAGUUUAAGAGAACAGCUAGUGGGAGUACCAUUACCUGAUCAAUUACGAAGAAUGUAUUGGAAACAGAUUGUUACUAUCUUACGAGAUCUUCAAAAUGCACGUGUUGUUCAUGCUGAUAUCAAACCGGAUAAUUUAAUUCUAGUGAAUGGUAUACUUAAAGUAACCGAUUUAGGCUUAGCCCUUCCGUUGGGUUCAGCAAGAAAUACGAUUCGACGGGCAGCAGUGCGUGGCACUCUUGAUUAUAUGGCGCCUGAAGUAUUUUCUCAUCAAACUGGUUUUAAAUCGGAUGUAUGGUCAGCCGGUAUUAUACUUUAUGAAAUGACUUACGGUCGUCCGCCCUUCUUUGCUAUUAUGGAUCGAGAUCAAAAAAUAGCUGCUAUUUCAUCAAUGGCACCAAUAUCAUUUCCACCACAAAUAAUGUCGCAAACAAGUUCAUUUCCUUUCUUUGGCAAUACUAAUCAAUUUCAAUCUAAUAAUAAAUCAAAUAAAUUCAAUUUAAAAACAAUUCUUGAUUUUUCAACUCUACAACCAAGAGUUCAAAAUCAUUUGAAAAAUGUUUAUACUUGUUUAUUAGGUGCCACUUUAUGUGCUACAUUGGGUAUUUGUUUAUCUAUGAAUGGUUGGCUCAAUUAUCCACGUUUAGCUGUAUUUGCAUCAAUAAUAACAAGUGUUUGGCUUUUUACACUUGAUUUUAACGCACGUACACAAAUGCAAUGUUUUGGAUUGAUGUCUGCAACAGCUCUAUUUACUGGUAUUUAUUUAAGUCCAUUAAUUAAUGUAGCAAUUAAUGUGGAUCCACAAAUCGUUAUGACAGCAUUUUUAAUGACAACAAUUAUAUUUGUAUGUUUCACAUUAAGUGCAUUAUUGACUAAAAAACGAACUUAUUUAUAUCUUGGAGGCUUACUUGCAACAGGUUCAUCUAUUAUGCUUUUAUUAAGUUUAAUGAAUUUAUUUGGACGUUCACAACUUAUUUUUAAUAUUAAUCUUUAUUUUGGUUUGGCAAUUGCUUGUGGAUAUGUCUUAUAUGAUACUCAAUUAAUUAUUGAACGAGCUAAUAAUGGAGAUAUGCAUUAUGUCAAACAUGCACUUCUUUUAUUUACUGAUCUUGUUGAUAUAUUUGUUCGAAUUCUUAUUAUUUUAAUUAAAAAUUCAACAAAUAAAGAAAAGAAGAAUAAGAAUCGUUAA